Messenger RNA from Abrus precatorius (Indian licorice), 1281 nucleotides. RefSeq names its product aspartic proteinase CDR1-like. NCBI's taxonomy places the organism in Eukaryota, Viridiplantae, Streptophyta, Magnoliopsida, Fabales, Fabaceae. The transcript has a single exon. Bases 1 to 1281 code for a protein of 426 amino acids. Gene Ontology annotation, cellular component: extracellular region. The record is from RefSeq and is a predicted model, not a curated record.
AUGGAGUGUUAUUUGUCUUUCACUCUUGUUCUUCUAUUAUGUCUUUACAACAUCUCUCUCGCUAAGGCUCUCAACAGGGGCUUCAGUGUUGAACUCAUCCACCCUGACUCUCCAAAAUCACCAUUCUACGAUCCCAAAGAAAAUGAAUACCAAAGAGUUGCCAAUGCUUUGCAUCGUUCCAUCACUCAUGCCGACGCAAAAAUAGGUGCUGUAGCCAAUUUAACAAUGCUUAGAGGUGAAUACCUCAUGAGAUAUUCAUUUGGAACCCCACCGUUCCAACUCUAUGGUGUUAUAGACACAGCAACUGACAUUGUUUGGACGCAAUGCAAACCUUGUAAAACGUGUCAUUACCAAAGAGCUCCAAUGUUCGAUCCUUCAAAAUCCACAACAUACCAAACCAUUCCAUGCACUUUCGCAACAUGCAGGUCUGUGGCAUAUACAAAAUGCAAUGAAGAACAUUUUUGUGAAUAUCGUAGGAGGUAUGUGGGUGCAUAUUCACAAGGGUAUCUUAGUUCGGAGACUCUCACUUUGGAGUCCACCAAUGGAAAUCCUAUCAAAUUUCCUAAAUUUGUGAUGGGAUGUGGACACAACAACACUGCGGGCUUUUAUGGGCCAAACACAGGCUUAAUAGGCCUUAGUGGUGGGCCUGUGUCCCUCAUAUCUCAAAUAAGUUCUUCAGUAGAUGGCAAAUUCUCUUAUUGUUUGGUGCCAAGGCCUUCCAACAUCUCAAGCAAACUUCAUUUUGGAGAUGAUGCUGUGGUUUCUGGUGAAGGGACUGUUUCUACUCCCAUAGUCAUAAAGGAUUCAAAGGGCCUUUAUUUUACAACUUUGAAAGGAUUCAGUGUGGGAGACAAAAGAAUUGAGUUUGGAAACCCCACCUUUGGAUCCAAUGAUGACAAGGGAAACAUGUAUAUUAACACAGCUGUAAUCACCACUCUUUUGCCAGAUUAUAUUUACUCAAAAUUAGAAUCAGCUGUGGCAAAUGUGGUUAAAUUGGAGCGUGCUCAAGAUCCAAAUAAAGUACUCAGCCUUUGCUACAAAGGUACCUUUCAACAAUUACAGGCUCCUAAAAUCACUGCACAUUUUAAGGAUUCUGCAAAUGUUCAGUUGAAUACGCACAACACCUUUGUUCAAGUUGCUGAAAAUGUUAUAUGCUUGGCUUUUCAAUCAACUGAAUAUGUUGGAGUCUUAGGAAAUCUGGCCCAACGAAAUAUUUUAGUUGGCUAUGAUGUCCAAAAGAAAACCAUUUCCUUUAAACCUACAGAUUGCACCAAGUUAUAA